Molecule: messenger RNA, 1259 nt
Organism: Linum tenue
Lineage: Eukaryota; Viridiplantae; Streptophyta; Magnoliopsida; Malpighiales; Linaceae
Source: the annotation of a GenBank genome assembly
AUGGCGUCUGUUGCUAAGUUCUUCUGCCUGGCCCUACUUUUGGCCGUGUCGCUGCUUGCAUCUUCCGGCAACGCACAACUUUCGGCAAACUUUUACGCCACUUCGUGCCCGAACCUCCUCACAAUCGUCCGCAACCAAAUGACUCAAGCUGUUAACAAUGAACUCCGGGUGGCCGCUGUCAUGCUUCGCCUUUUCUUCCAUGAUUGCUUCGUCAACGGAUGCGACGCGUCGGUACUUCUGGACGACACGGCCACCUUCACCGGCGAGAAGAAUGCGGCGCCGAACCAGAACUCCCUCCGAGGUUUCGUCGUCAUGGACAACAUCAAGACCAGGGUCGAGGCCGCUUGUAACGCCACCGUUUCUUGCGCUGACAUCCUUGCUCUCGCCGCCAGAGAUGGAGUCGUCUUGCGAGGCGGGCAAUCAUGGACGGUCCCACUUGGCCGCCGCGACGCUCGGACCGCCAGCCAGGCCGCCGCCAACAACCAGCUCCCGGCACCCGGAUCCAGCCUGGCAACGCUGGUGAACGUGUUCUCCAACAAGGGCUUCACCGCACGGGAACUGACCGUCCUCUCCGGGGCCCACACCAUCGGGCAGGCACGGUGCACCAACUUCCGCAGCCGCAUCUACAACGAAACCAACAUCGCCGCCGCCUUCGCCACCACCCGGAGGGCCAACUGCCCUUCCACCGGCGGCGACGCCAACCUCGCCCCGCUCGACAGCACCCCCAACCGCUUCGACAACACUUACUACACCGACCUGGUGGCCAGGCGCGGGCUGCUCCACUCCGACCAGGAGCUGUUCAACGGAGGGUCCCAGGACGCCGCCGUCAGGGCUUAUAGCAACGACUCUGCUUCUUUCCUCAGGGAUUUCGCCGCCGCUAUGGUCAAGAUGGGGAACCUCAGCCCUCUCACCGGGACCAGUGGAGAAGUCAGGAGGAACUGCAGGAGGAUUAACUAACUAAUAAUUACAUGCUAAUUUAAAGCUGAUCAUCAUGGCGAUAUGUGGUCCAAAAAAAAAAAAAAGAUGAUCAUCAGGAAGUAUGUCACUAUUUCAUCUCGGCAAUUUGUGUUGUUGUGUUUCGUUUGUGACCGAGUGUGUUUUUGUUUUUCCUGAUAUUUUUCAAUUUGUGCGAAGUUUAUUAAAGUUGGAUUUUUUCGGGGGCCAUUUUGAACAGAUUUCCAAAGCAGUAUAAUCAUAAAUUUCGUGCGAUUUUUCGGAAGGCCAUUUUCUUUGCAUUUUGAAGGCUAAUUAAAGAUUAU